This is a messenger RNA of Exophiala dermatitidis NIH/UT8656, 1521 nucleotides long. Its product is annotated as indoleamine 2,3-dioxygenase. Lineage: Eukaryota; Fungi; Ascomycota; Eurotiomycetes; Chaetothyriales; Herpotrichiellaceae. Bases 1 to 1521 code for a protein of 506 amino acids. Gene Ontology annotation, molecular function: metal ion binding; heme binding. The transcript has 2 exons. The record is from RefSeq and is a predicted model, not a curated record.
AUGUCGUUUCUUACCGAGUCUCCCCCACUGCCGCCCCUAUCCACCGUCUUCCCGCAUCUUCAGGCCGAUGCCACCACCCUUCCUCGAUCAAUUGACCCCUUCACCAUCACAACCUCCACGGGUUUUUUGCCAUGUCGUCAGCCUCUGCUGCGUCUGCCUCAACAGUUUGACGCUGCGUCCGACAUCUUGGACGACAUGCCAAUAGUGAAAGCGGAUGGCUCGCCUGGGUUACUCGCGACUUUCAAACUCGGACCACUGAUUGACUCCGGAGCGCUGCCGGAUCUGACCUCCCACAUCGAGGACCUCCGUCUCGACGACGGUUCGUACGACUUGGAAGCCAUCACCGCCCUCUUCCGCGACUACAGCUUCCUUGCGAGUGCCUACCUGCUGGAGCCAUGUUGGGAGAAAUGGUCCAAAGACCAUGAUGCUGGCUACGGUCUAGGUCGGCCUGUAUUGCCACAGUGCAUUGCGGCACCGUUGGUCAAAGCAGCUGACAUUCUCGACCUCCCACCCUUCAUGUCAUAUGCCGCCUCGUAUGCACUGUACAACUACCGGCUGGUCGACCCAAACCUAGGUGCAAGCGUCUACGAGAACCUACGGCUCAUCCGGGCCUUUGAACGUGGACUCAACCCGGCCAGCUCCGAGGCCGGCUUCGUCCUCACUCAUGUCCACAUGGUUCAGGAAACAGGGCCCCUGAUUUCCGGAGCUGUCAAUCUUUUGUCUACCAUUGAAGAAAGCCCCAAGGACACAAGUGCCGCAGUCAGUGCCUUCCAGACCAUGCUGUCGGCCAUGAAGCGCAUCGAGGAGCACAUGGAGCAGAUGUGGACGCACUCCCUCCCCAAAGACUACCUGUCGUACAGGACAUUUAUCUUUGGCAUCACAUCGCAGUCCAUGUUCCCCGAUGGAGUUAUCUACAAGGGGACCAAGUACGGCGACUCCAAAGCACUCUACUUCCGCGGCGAGUCUGGCGCCAACGACAGCAUUAUUCCCUUGCUCGACCAUCUUCUUGAGAUUCCGAUGCCGCCGAACCCGCUGACCGAGAUCCUGCGCGACUUUCGGUCUUAUCGGCCCAAACCGCACCGAGAGUUUCUGGCGUGGGUGAUGAGCAAGAGUGCUGAGAUUGGUGUCAAGAAGUAUUGCACUGGUACCGCUGACAAUGAUGAUGACGACAACUCUACUCGUCUUCCAACAUUGUAUCUGAAACUGCUCGACCAUGUGCGCAGUUUCCGCUGGCGCCACUGGCUCUUCGCCCGCGAGUAUAUCAUCAAGCGGUCGUCGCAUCCCACUGCAACAGGAGGCAGUCCGAUCGUCACUUGGCUGCCGAACCAGCUAUUUGCCGUCAUUGAUCUUAUGGACUCGGUGUAUCGGGACAGUGGGUUGAAGGAUGUCGUUGAGAAGGAGGCUGGGCAUAUUGAUGCCCAUGAGGCCAAGGUCGUCAAGGAUAUGAUGGACAAUGUCAUCACACAGAGGGAGAAGCUGGAUCGUGAGGUCAAGAAGUAUUGUGCGGAGCGAGGUGCAUGA